AGUUCUGUGGCUGGCAUAUUAACCGCUUGCAAGCGCUAGGGAGCGAGGUAUUCUUUGUGAGGACUCCAUCUGCAGGAGGAAAGGGAUUGCUUUUCAGGCGUCCAUUAGUGUUUGGAGCUGCAAGCCGCGGAGACUUGUUUUUUUCGCUCUUUUUUUUGUUUUUACGCGCUUUCUCCAAAUCGGGAUUUUUUUGUAAUUUAUUUUUUUAAUUUUUAGCGUUUGAAGCACAAACUCUUCGCCAUGCCCAAGAGAAAGGUCAAUGCAGCUGAAGCUGGGGAUGCAAAAGAUGAGCCCAAGAGAAGAUCGGCACGGUUGUCAGCUAAACCAGCACCACCAAAGGCUGAACCAAAGGCCAAAAAAGAGAAGGCCCCAGUAAAGGAAAAGGCUGAAGAGAAAAAAGUCCCAGCUAAAGGAAAGAAGGGAGCCAAAGGCAAACAGACUGAGGAUGCUAACAAAGAGGAAACCAAGGAAGAUCUGCCCUCUGAAAAUGGGGAGACAAAAAGUGAUGAGGCCCCAGCUUCUGAUGGAGGAGACAAGGAAACAAAGUCUGAAUAACCCACAUCUUGUACCAAGUCUUUUAUCAGUGGUUCCUGUACCUCCCUUGUACAAUUCAGAGGAAUAUUUUUAUCAACUAUUUUGUAAAUUCAAGUUUUUUAGUAGUUUAAUUCUAGAAAACACAUUUUUAAAAUAGGAGGGAAUCCCACCGCAUUUUUUCCAUAUUUCUUUUUUUCUCCCCAUAUAAUUUUAUUGUCCAUUUGGAUGGAGUUGCAAUGCCUGUGUUUAAUAGGACGAGUAGUAAUUGCAUACCGGUUUUCCGCCGUCGGAAAAUAUUGCAUGAAAUUGUUAUGCUUGAGGAAGUGUAGGUCUUGGGCUGACUAAUGUCCUAGCUGCCGGUGACCACGACGGCUUAAGAAUCUGUCUCUUGUAUGACAAGAUAGCAACUGAUGUAACCUGUGAGCUCAGACGGCUGCCUCCCGGCUAAGACUGGCACCUGACUGGUUCAAACAAAUCUGCAUUUUCAAAUGUCUUAAAACAUUUUUAUCUGUUCUGUACCCAUGUCUUGCGUACAAUUUUACAACUUAAUAAAACUCCCCUGGUGACGGAUCUCCCUCUAAGAAUUGUGUACUAUCUGUGACAUUGUUUUUAUUUUUUUUUCUGGGUAGUGGUAUUUUAUUUUCAGUAACUUUUGUAAAAGUGCUGUGACUCUCUCUCCGGGGAAACUUCCUUGCGUGUGUAGUGUGUGAUGUGACGUACUGGAUAGGAGAACGUGGCGGAUCCAACGUCAACCUUUUGCCCCUUUUUUUUUUUUAUUUUUUUUAAAGAAUUUUGGCGGAUGAAAUUCGGUUUUGCCUCCUUGGGGAAAGAACGGGGUUGUAUUUAUCGCAUCAAAGAUGCUGGUACGAGGGGUGCUAGAUUUUCUACAAAACAAGUUGUCUUUAACUUUAAGAUGGGGGGAGGAGAAGCCGCUAGAGUAAUGAUUUCAACUACAUGUUUUUAUUUUCCUAGAUUUCCACUCUAACUAGAGUUUAAGAGUUAAAAAAUGUACAGAUUGUUGAUAGUGUCUGUGUACUUAUCACCAAACCAAUAAAACCUGGUUGAAAAUUUA
Molecule: messenger RNA, 1606 nt
Organism: Spea bombifrons (plains spadefoot toad)
Lineage: Eukaryota; Metazoa; Chordata; Amphibia; Anura; Pelobatidae
Gene: HMGN1
Product: high mobility group nucleosome binding domain 1
Exons: 6
Coding region: 241-555 (104 amino acids)
Biological process (GO): chromatin organization
Cellular component (GO): nucleus; chromatin
Molecular function (GO): nucleosomal DNA binding
Source: RefSeq, a predicted model, not a curated record